UCCCAGCUGAUCAUCCUCGAGCAGCAAACAUGACUACGCAUGCAAGCGACUAGUGUACCCAGUAAAUCACAACAUCAAGCAGAAACAAAACUAAGAUAGCUUAACUAAUUACCAAAAGCACACGUAGCGCUGCACCACUGCUAGCUUCGAUAUGGCUUCGUCAUCUAUUCACCCCAGCCGACUCACGAAGCCCUUUUCACUUGCUAUCUUUCUUGUCAUUGUGAGCUGCUCCACGCAUUAUUUGAUGGUUGCAGCUGGCGAGGUAUCGACGGCCGGCGACGACAAGGCAAUGAGGGAGAGGUACGAGAAGUGGAUGGCUGAACAAGGCCGCACUUACAAGGACUCAACUGAGAAGGCUCGGCGGUUCGAGGUAUUCAAGUCCAACGCCCAUUUCAUCGACUCGCACAAUGCUGCAACAGGGCCAGGGGGCAAGAGUCGCCCGAAGCUGACGACCAACAAGUUCGCUGACCUCACCGAGGAUGAGUUCAGAAACAUCUACGUCACGGGGCACAGGGUUAAUUACAGGCCCACGUCUCUAGUUACCGAUACCGUAUUUAAGUUCGGGGCUGUCAGCCUUUCGGACGUGCCUCCCAGUAUAGAUUGGAGGGCCAGGGGCGCGGUAACUUCCGUCAAGGACCAGCAUCUAUGUGCGUGUUGCUGGGCUUUCUCGUCGGCGGCAGCCGUGGAAGGCAUCCACCAAAUCACAACCGGCAACCAGGUUUCCCUCUCGGUGCAGCAGCUGGUGGACUGCUCCAACGCCGCGAACGAGAAAUGUAAGGCCGGCGAGAUCGACAAAGCCUACGAGUACAUCGCUCGGAGCGGCGGUCUCGUGGCCGAUCAGGACUACCCCUACGAAGGACACUCGGGCACCUGCCGCGUAUAUGGGAAACAGGCCGUGGCCAGGAUCAGCGGCUUCCAGUAUGUCCCUGCGCGGAACGAGACCGCGCUCCUGUUGGCCGUCGCCCACCAGCCCGUCUCCGUUGCACUCGAUGGUCUGAGCCGUGCGCUCCAGCAUAUUGGUACCGGGAUCUUUGGUUCCGCAGGUGAGCCGUGCACCACGAAUCUGAACCAUGCCAUGACGAUCGUUGGCUACGGCACCGACGAACACGGUACCAGGUACUGGCUCAUGAAGAACUCGUGGGGAAGCGACUGGGGGGACAAGGGCUACGUGAAGUUCGCGCGAGACGUGGCAUCCGAAAUUAACGGCGUUUGUGGCCUUGCCUUGGAGGCCUCCUACCCUGUUGCCUAGUGAAAUUAAUUAAGCAAAAGAUUUGUACGUACGUGUCACGCGCUUGCGGAAGCAAGGAUGAAUAAAACGAGACACGCAAUUCUUAUGUUUUGGUAA
This is a messenger RNA of Brachypodium distachyon (stiff brome), 1345 nucleotides long. Its product is annotated as ervatamin-B. Bases 152 to 1249 code for a protein of 365 amino acids. The record is from RefSeq and is a predicted model, not a curated record. The transcript has 2 exons. Lineage: Eukaryota; Viridiplantae; Streptophyta; Magnoliopsida; Poales; Poaceae. Gene Ontology annotation, molecular function: cysteine-type endopeptidase activity. Gene Ontology annotation, cellular component: lysosome.